AUGUUUGCUGGCCAAGAACUACGGUCUACCGACAGGCCGAUUUAUGGAUUAUCAGCACUUUCACUCAAUGACAGGGUUUAUUUUUAUGGCGGAUACUAUGCUGUCCCACCUUGGAAUAUGGAGGCAAUGUGGUCGAUUCCAAAUACCGUCAGCACGAGCCAAUUCACUCAGCUUGCCACUGACCCUUACGCUUCACCCGCCCUCAUUCAUGGCAGCCUUGUUACCUCUCCUCUCAACAAUCAACUAUUGUACACGUUUGGUGGUCAUCAUCCCGAAAAAGUGGAUCCUGCGUUGCCACCCGAACCGAUGCGUUAUUACGUGCUUGAUAUGGCAUCACUUGCAUGGUCACCACUCCAAAAAGUAAACUCAACCACUCCUCAACCUUUGGAACGCUAUUGGCACUCAACGGCAUUACACGGCAAUACGGCUUACAUCUUUGGCGGCAUGAACAUCACCGGCCCUCUUAAUGACUACUUUUGGGCAUACGAUUUUACAUCAGAUGGAUGGCGGUCUUUGAGUAGUAAUACAAUACAAGAUACCCCACCUACUCGAUGUGGCCAUACUGCAACUAUGCUAAGCAAUGGCCAAAUGGUGAUUCUCGGUGGAUAUGCAUGUGUGGGUAAUUAUACCACAAACCCCAUCACAACAAAGAGCUUGUUCCCCCUGAAUGAAGCUGCUAUCUACGAUUCAAUCCAUGGGACAUGGCACAGCCAACGAUUAGGUGGAUCUAUCAUCCCUGAUGCACGCACGUACCACACCGCUGUUACAACUUCAGAUGAUCGUAUUAUCAUUUGUGGCGGUCAGGAUGGCUUGGAGCAGCCCUUCCAUACCUAUAUUUCCUCACAAGGAGACGCAAGUGCAAUGACAGCUAUACUCGACACCACGCGGUGGACAUGGUCCAUACCUGAUGCAUCACCUUAUCAGCCUUUUCCCCGAUCAUUUGCAGCUGCAUCUGUUGUGAAUGGAUCAAAAAUGGUCUACGGAUUUGGUUUAAAUUACCAUACCAUUUAUGAUGGGUUGUACGUAUUCGAUGCUGAUAAAGAAGCAUGGCUACCAGAAGAUCCACCUUCGCAUGAUGCAAGUGAUUCUCAUAGCGUGUUGUUCAAGGCCGGCAUGGCGGUUCUCGGCAUUUGCCUCGGUGUAAUCCUGCUUCUUGGCUGUAUUUGGUUCUACAGACGCAGACGGAAAGCCAAAGGCAGUGUCCUUGCAGGGAUGAAGCGCAUGAUUUGGCAUCCAAGAACGGGUGAACCAUUAUGGGCGGAAUUGGCUCGUCUCUUAUUUCGGAUAUUGUUUUUCGGUGUUUUUGUUGCCAUUGUUGCCAUCAUUGUGCUGCAAGUGCGUAACAGCCCUAUCAUUGAUCAAAAGUUCUAUCGUCACACAGAGGAUUAUACCAUUGAUGUGCCUGAUAUACGAUUCUGCUUUGAUGGAUGGUAUCCGGAUCAAGUAAACACGAUGCCUUUCUUACGAUGCGCUACCGACUUUGGUGAUUCAUGCUCACAAUACAUCAUCAACAUUACCGAUUCAGUCCGCACAGGCCUUGAUUAUUAUGGUGAACAGCUGACAUGCUUCCUUUUUCGAUCUUCGCCUGAUUUUCGUCUUGGUCGCACCAGUGAUCGCAGCAGCAGCAGCAGUGGUUCUUAUCUCAAGUUUCAUUACUAUGGUGAUCAUUUACCAUCCAACCAAUCCCGCAUCCAUGUCACAUUUUACAACAAAUACCAUGAUCCCAAUUUGCCAGUGUACAAUAUCCAUGACCCAUACAACCUACCAAAGUUCAACUGGUAUUCCAAGGAUGAAAACGCUGCAUUUCAGGCUGCUGAGCAAGCCAACCUUCGUACCGAUAAUGCAUUUGAUCUCGAUACCAACACAGUGAGCACAGGUAGUUACGAGCUUUCAGAACGGCAAGUGAUCAUCAGCGAUAACGUGUGGAACAAGUAUUCCGGUAUUGGCACAUCCCGUAGUGUCAUGCACCAAAUUCAAAGCCAAGCCAUGUCUGAACCUGCCGCUGCUCACUAUAACAGCAUACCAGCCCCUAUGGGUGCAUUCAAUGUGUUCCCUAGUCGAUAUGAAAUCGCUGUUUCACGAGAGCAACGUGCAUUCACUUUACUUAAUGCCAUGGGUAUCAUUGGUGGUAUCUCAGGUCUCUUGUUGGGAUUACAAGCUUUAUUGUUUGGGUUCAGGCCAAGAAGCCCUUGGGGAUGGGUCCACCGCUGGUCGUUUGGACAAAUGCGUAGGUCUUUGUUGCAUGGUUUACGAUCUCGUUUCCCUCAAGGAGCCAACGUACCCAUUGUGCAUCCUGUACAUCGUCGCUUUUCGGUGGUACAAAGAGAACAUCAAAAGCAAAUGAGACAGCGAUUGAAAAAGAUAUACGAUGUCGAUGAUGAAGAGACCAAGCUAUCGGAUGAUGAUGAUGAUGGGAGUGUCGAGGAAGAACGUGGUGAUCGAAUGGCUAGGCUAGAGGAACGACUUCAUGUAUUCGAAUUAUUAUUUCAAGCGUAUUACAUCAAUGAUGAAGUGUUCCGCUCACUUGCAUAUGCGCUCAAACCCGCCGAUCAUCCUCAACAAAGAAAACGGCAACAACCACAGAAGAAUCCAAGCUAA
Molecule: messenger RNA, 2598 nt
Organism: Lichtheimia ornata
Lineage: Eukaryota; Fungi; Mucoromycota; Mucoromycetes; Mucorales; Lichtheimiaceae
Exons: 7
Coding region: 1-2598 (865 amino acids)
Molecular function (GO): protein binding
Source: RefSeq, a predicted model, not a curated record